Oxyura jamaicensis (ruddy duck) is the source of this 1501-nucleotide messenger RNA. Its product is annotated as arylacetamide deacetylase-like 4. The coding region runs from base 1 to 1233 and encodes 410 amino acids. NCBI's taxonomy places the organism in Eukaryota, Metazoa, Chordata, Aves, Anseriformes, Anatidae. Gene Ontology annotation, molecular function: carboxylic ester hydrolase activity. The transcript has 4 exons. The record is from RefSeq and is a predicted model, not a curated record. Gene Ontology annotation, cellular component: membrane.
AUGGCAGCUAUUUACACUAUACUGGUGUUAUUCCUGGCAGUUUUUGUUGCUGGAUUUAUAUUGCUGAUCAUGGGGGCAAUUAAUUUUGAUUUCUCCAACUCUGAAAUUCCUCCUGGAAUGAAUCAACCUGUGAAGCUCCGAAUCAUUCAUAUCAUUUUAAUAUGCAUAGCUGUGGUGGGAAAGAUUUUAGAAAAGAUUGGUAUCUGCAGUCAGAUUAACUUUGUCCGGUACAUGCAAGGUGUAAGGACUCUGGGAGCAGACCAGAAGCUCUUCAUCAAGGACCUGUGUUUUGGGAAAGUGCCUGUAAGGAUUUAUCAGCCUAAGGCUCCAUCUUCCAGCCAAAGGAGGGGAGUUAUGUUUUUCCAUGGAGGAGGAUGGACACUUGGAAGUGUUGACACCCAUGAAAACCUAUGCCGCUCUCUUGCCCGAGGAAGUGACUCAGUGGUUGUAUCUGUUGGGUACCGCUUAGCUCCUGAACACAAAUACCCUGCUGCGUAUGAAGACUGUCUUAAUGCUACCAUACACUUCAUGAGGAACACAGAGCACUACGGGGUGGACCCUGCCCGUAUAAGUGUCUGUGGGGACAGUGCAGGGGGCAAUCUAGCAGCUGCUGUUAGCCAGACCCUGGCAGGUAGAUCAGACCUCCCAAAGCUACGUGCUCAGAUCUUGAUCUACCCACACCUUCAGGCACUGGACUUCAAUUUACCAUCCUAUCAGCAAAAUCAGGGAGUCCCUCUCUUAUUCCGAGAACGUGCUGCUUUUUUUGCUUUGCAGUACCUAAAUGGGGAUACAUCACAUAUGGAAGAGGUCUUGGAGGGCUCUCAUAUUCCUAUAGAUAUUAAAUUAAAUUAUAAGAAGUGGGUGAGUGCAGACAACAUCCCUGAAAAAUUUAAGGUCAGAGGCUACAAACCAUAUGUGCUACUUGACUGUCCAACUGUAGUUUAUGAGACAAUGAAAAGAUUCUGUGAGCCCAACCUGUGUCCCCUGCUAGCUGAAGAUUCUAUUGUUCGCCAGCUGCCAGAGUCUUUCAUCUUGACUUGUGAGUAUGAUGUGCUGAGGGACGAUGGCUUGCUGUACAAGAAGAGACUGGAGGACAAUGGAGUUCGAGUGACCUGGUACCACCUUGAGGAUGGAUUCCAUGGAAUCAUGAGCUUUUCUCAUAGUAACUGGAUGUCCUUUUCAUCUGGAGAAAGGGGUCUCAACAAUAUUGUGAACUUCCUAAAAAGCUUAUAGAAACAAAUUUCUUUCCUUCCAUAAGAAUUACCAAUUUUCUGUGGUCAUUUGUGCUUCUAAAUUCCAUGUAAGAGGUUUAGGUAGGACAGUUUCAGAGCAAUUAUGCCAGAGUGAUCACUCCAACAGUAUAUUUAAAGAAUGUUGUGAAAGUUUACUUUAGUGCUGUUUCAAAUGUUCCAUAUGCAGUCUCUAUUUUAAUGAUCUAUUUGGACUAGGCACUUGCUGCUUUCUCUGUAAAUAUUAAAGAUGCAGUAAAAUUUUAAAUCAA